AUGGAUUUUCCAGACUCCAAUUUCUUGACUUGGAGUACCUUCUUCAACAACACUUUCCGCAAGUUCUGCCUAAUGGAUCACGUUGACUACACCAUGCUGAAGCUUGACGACGCCGACUGGACCCAAACCGACUACUGCAUUGUGUAUUGGCUGCACUCGUCGGUGUCUAGAGAGAUCCUCAACAUCAUCAUCAAGCUGCAGGACACCACCGCCUACUCUAGCCGGAUGGCGAUCACCGGACUCUUCCUCGACAACUCCAUGCAACAAGCGAUCUAUGCCCAACAAGAGUUACAUAGCCUCUAUCAAGGUGAAUUGUCCAUCACUGAGUACUGUGGCCGCCUGAAACGGUUUGCGGACACUCUUCGCAACGUCGACGCACCGCUGGCAGAUUAG
This is a messenger RNA of Phragmites australis (common reed), 393 nucleotides long. RefSeq lists its product as uncharacterized. The transcript has a single exon. Lineage: Eukaryota; Viridiplantae; Streptophyta; Magnoliopsida; Poales; Poaceae. Bases 1 to 393 code for a protein of 130 amino acids. The record is from RefSeq and is a predicted model, not a curated record.